Molecule: messenger RNA, 7510 nt
Organism: Megalobrama amblycephala (Wuchang bream)
Lineage: Eukaryota; Metazoa; Chordata; Actinopteri; Cypriniformes; Xenocyprididae
Gene: epas1b
Product: endothelial PAS domain protein 1b
Exons: 16
Coding region: 283-2790 (835 amino acids)
Biological process (GO): regulation of transcription by RNA polymerase II; cellular response to hypoxia
Molecular function (GO): RNA polymerase II transcription regulatory region sequence-specific DNA binding; DNA-binding transcription factor activity, RNA polymerase II-specific; protein dimerization activity
Source: RefSeq, a predicted model, not a curated record
GUCUGUGAACUUCACUGACCUCAAAACAAGCGAGAAACUCCCUCACCGCAACGAGCCUCACCGCGCUUGGAUUUUACAAAAGUGGGUGACUGUACGAUCCUUGGCAGUGUUCUGAGACUGUACAGUCACUUUUGCCCUGCUGGUGGACUUUACUGCAUUUUCACAAUUGUGCGUCUUUUUUUCUGUUAUUUAACGCGAGUGUUUGCGGUGGUUUGGACCGUGUUCUGUUUGAACAGAGGUCUCACUGCUGACGAACUGCGGGAAUUACGAGGGAACAGAGAGAUGACAGCUGAGAAAGAGAAGAAGAGAUGCAGCUCAGAGCGGCGUAAGGAGAAAUCCCGUGAUGCGGCGCGCUGCAGGCGCAGUAAGGAGACGGAGGUGUUCUACGAACUUGCUCACCAGCUGCCCCUCCCACACAGCAUCAGCUCACACCUGGAUAAAGCAUCCAUCAUGAGACUGGCCAUCAGCUUCCUGCGGACACGCAAACUCCUCACCUCAGGCUAUGUUGCUGCCACAGAGACGACAGAUGUAGACAGACUGAUGGACAGUUGGUAUCUGAAGUCACUGGGCGGCUUCAUUACCGUGGUUACAUCAGACGGAGACAUGAUCUUCUUAUCAGAGAACAUCAACAAAUUCAUGGGUCUCACACAGGUGGAACUAACAGGGCACAGCAUCUUUGAUUUCACUCACCCCUGUGACCAUGAAGAGAUCCGUGAGAACCUCAGCCUCAAAGCCGGCAUGGGAAAGAAAGGCAAGGAGCUGAACACCGAGAGGGAUUUCUUCAUGAGAAUGAAAUGCACAGUCACGAAUCGCGGGCGCACCGUCAACCUCAAGUCAGCCAGCUGGAAGGUCCUGCACUGCACAGGGCACCUGAAGGUGUGUAACGGCUGUCCCGCACGAGUGCUCUGUGGUUAUAAAGAGCCGCCGCUCACCUGUGUAGUCAUGAUGUGCGAGCCCAUUCCCCAUCCAUCAAACAUCGACACACCACUCGACAGCAAGGCGUUUCUGAGUCGCCACAGCAUGGACAUGAAGUUUACUUACUGUGAUGACAGAGUUACUGAGUUGAUGGGUUACAGUCCUGAAGAUCUUCUCGGUCGAUCUGCAUAUGACUUCUACCACGCUCUGGACUCGGACAACGUCACCAAAAGCCACCAGAACCUGUGCACCAAAGGCCAGGCGGUGAGUGGUCAGUACAGGAUGUUGGCUAAGAAUGGGGGCUACGUGUGGGUGGAGACCCAGGGUACAGUCAUCUACAACAGUCGCAACUCCCAGCCCCAGUGCAUUGUGUGCGUGAACUACGUGCUGAGUGACGUUGAGGAGAGAUCCAUGAUAUUCUCUAUGGACCAGACUGAGUCUUUGUUCAAGCCUCACAACUUGAAAAGUUUCUUCAGUCCAAGCAAAAUAUCCCUGGGCAGUGAUCCAGGUGAAGUGCUCUUCACCAAACUCAAAGAGGAGCCUGAAGAACUCACCCAGCUGGCACCUACACCUGGUGACACCAUCAUCUCUCUUGACUUUGGUCAGCCCCAGUAUGAGCAGCACCCAAUGCUCAGCAAAGUGUCUUCUCUUGCUCCUCCUGUUUCUCACUCUAUUCAUGACGGCCAUAAGACGAGCUACGCUGGAGACAUGCCCAAGAUGGCCGCCACCUUCUCUGUGCCCCAAGCUCCGCCUCCCAGUAGUGCAACUCCCAGCCUAAGCAGUUGCUCUACGCCCAGCAGCCCCGGAGAUUACUAUACCCCAGUGGACAGUGACCUGAAGGUGGAGCUGACUGAGAAACUGUUUUCAUUGGACACACAAGAGACUAAGGCUUCCUGCAACCAAGAGACUGACUUGAGUGAUCUGGACUUGGAGACUCUGGCUCCCUACAUCCCCAUGGAUGGUGAGGACUUCCAGCUCAAUCCCAUCUGCCAGGAAGAGCCGGCAUCUGAGAUUGGAGGCCUGGCAACUAACCAGCAGAGCUUCAGCAACAUCACAAGCCUCUUCCAACCCUUGGGGUCGCCUUCAGCCGCCCACUUCCAGCCCAACAUGAGUUCAGGAGGGGAUAAGAAGAGCAUCACCGGAAGUUCUGUAGGGUCAUGGCCAUCCAUUCCCUAUAGCAGGGGCCCCAUGCAGAUGCCUCCUUACCACGAUCCUGCCGACACCCCACUGUCCUCUAUGGGAGGGCGUCAGAAUCUGCAGUGGCCACCUGACCCUCCGUUACCCAGCAAGGCUGGAAUGAUGGAUCCUUUAGCUGCAAAGCGCUCUUGCCAAACCGUGCCAGCAAAUCGAAUGCCACCUUAUUUGCAAAGGCCCGUGGAGAACUUUGUGCAGAACUACAGAGAUAUGAGUCCAGCUCGACUUGCUCUCGCUAACAGUUUCAAGCGCUCGUUCACGCAGAUGACCAUGGGUGAGUCAUCCCCCACUAAGUCACAACAGGCACUGUGGAAGAGACUUCGGAAUGAGAGCUGUGCCGUCAUGGACAGGAAAUCACUCAGCACUAGCGCUUUGUCAGACAAAUGCAUGGCCCAUAAUAGAGGCAUGGACCACCAGCACAGGAAGACCCAGUAUUCGGGUAAUCAGACCGGACAGGCAGCAAAGUGCUACCGAGAACAGUUUUGUAACUACAGAGAGUUCAGCAUGCAGCCUUCCUCCAAAAUGGAUGGAAUUGCGAGUCGUCUUAUCGGGCCCUCCUUCGAGACCUACUCUCUGCCUGAACUGACGCGUUACGACUGCGAGGUCAACAUCCCGUUGCAAGGCAAUCUUCAUUUGCUGCAAGGCAGUGACCUCCUAAGAGCAUUAGACCAGUCCACUUAGACCAGCUUCUACUCUAGCCCACAGAAAUGCAAUCCCUCUUUCCCUGACCCUAUCACUCAUCUCACCCUCACCAGCCUGACAAUAACCAUUCCAGCUUUAGCACACCUCAGCUUGUACACAGACAUGCUUAUACACCCUCUCACAGUCAUACCUACCUUAUUGCAUACAUGAUAAAUGUAGCUAUGAUUCUAUUUUUAUUGUCUACAUCUUCAUAAAUUAUAUACAUGUACUAUUUUUUUUAGUUACAAGACCGUUUCUGAAUGAAUUUAAGUAUUUUUGGAGGAGUUUAAAUGUUGUGUUGUCUUCGGCUGGCUCUGUGUUUCUCUGCUUGUCAGAUGAUUUCAUUGAAGCUGUUUUCAGCAUAUUUUCCUCAUCUUUUCCUCUAUCAAUGUCACACAAAAAAAAAAAGAAAGAAAAAAAAAUCUACUGUAAGCUACUUGUUUUUAAAUGUUCUAAUUUCUUUCAUUUGUUCUAACUUUCCUACCUCUGGCACAUCAUUAAAGACCCCAUGAAAUAUAAAUGUCAGUUUUGAGCUUGUCUAUACGCUAGUGCGGUGAUUCCCAAUCUGGUGUCCAAGGUGUGUGUAAUUCAAGCCACUUUAUUUAAUAAAUAUCAAUAAUAGUUCUCCUUCCAUUUGCUUCUCAACUCUUUCCUCACACAAAUGUGUUCGCUCCAAAUGAAGGGUUGCCAGAUAUCCAGAUAAAAAAGCAACCUGGUCUAAUACAUACAGCGACCUCAAUUAUUGUGCUUUCGGUAGCAGAUAGUAUUCUCAAAACAAGCCCCUUAAAAUGCAUUAUAAUAAGCAGAAAUGACAAAACCAGUAUUUUCUAGAUAUUAACCAGAUAUUACCAGUAUUCUACUAAAUUAAAAGGCAAGAAAUGUAAUAUAUUAUGAAUAAAAUAGUUCAAUGUGAAAUAUUUAAAUAUUAUUUAAAACAAUCAGAUGACAUGGAUUAUUAUAAUAAUUCAACACAUUACGUAAGGAGAGUGGCUUUAAGGACAUAAGAUUGGGAACCACCGUGCAAGUGUACUACUAAAAUCUAGACUUGUUUGGGAAAAUGGAGAAAAAUAUUGAUGUACUGCAACAAUUUUUGUCCAAUCAGAUUCUCUGAAUGAGCAUUUCCUUCUCUCUGCAAUCAGCUAGUAAAUAGCAAAUCAUGGUUCAAGACUGUAACAUAAAGCCAAUUUAAAAUAAUAAUAAUAAUAAUAAUAAUCCUUCAAUAUUUCCAACCCAAACUUCCUUUUUCAGCAGGAAAACUGUCCCAGCAAGUAAUUUCAUGGGGUCUUUAUACCUUGUAUUCACUGACCACUUUCAAUGUUAAUGUUAUUCAUGUGCCUUUGUUCGAAUUGUGGCAAUACUGUGUUUCUGUCUCUGAUUUGGUUUAUUGCCUUAUAGUGCAGACCACUUUAAAUACAUAUAUUUUUGUCAAUUUAGCUGUAAACAUACAUAUUUAAAGGAAGAUGCUCUAAGAUUUCUACUCUAGAUUUCUACUUUGAUGAUAAAGUUAAGCAUUUAAUUGUUCUGGUACUUUGUCUUGUCUACUCAGUAGAUGUGAAUCAGAGUCCUUAUAGAGUCUGCAGUGCUGGUGUCCUGUGUUCGUUCUUGGUGGCAUUUUUCUGGAAAUAUGCAAAUGCAUAUUACAUUUAUUGGCAGGCCAGUACAGUUGGGUUCAAAAUUUGGAGUUUUAAUAUAAUAAAAAAAUUAAUCUGUUUUAGAUAUGUUAUGUAGCAUCCUUAAAGGAGUUUAAUCUUAGUUAUCUCUUGCAUUGUUUGAAGAUGGUGCUUCAUGCAGUCUGACCCAUAUGCAUAUUUAGAUAAUAACAUUAAUUGUCUUUUUAUUUGAAUUACCCUGAGGUUAUCUUUAAAGUUGAAUCAUAAAGCAUCCAAAUUGUCUGUUAGGUAUACCCUUUGCAAUAUGUAGCAAUGUAGCAAUGUUUUUUUUUUUUUUUUUUUUUUUUUGUUCGUGUGCUGUUAUGCUUAAACACACAUUUACAGAGAACUUUACAUCUUCUGUUAGAUUGUUAGAUUCUAGUGUAAUUCUAAACCCCUGGUGAAAAAAAAAAAAAAAAAGGUGACACAAUUGCUAAGAUUUAAUGUAAUUCAAGGUACAAAGAUAAGGUUUGGCACACAAUCCAGUAUUUAAAGUAAUAGCCAGUUUUGUGACCAGACUGGAGAUGUGUUGCUUUAUGGUGGAUUAGCUGUGUGAGACUGUGUUUGAGUGAGUGGCUAUGCACAACUAACAAAGGUAAUUCAUCACAGGAGUGAAUGGCACAAAAUCUGUCCAGGUCAUAUUUCACUCCAAAGAAGAAAAAAAAAAAAACUGUAAAUUAUAUUAUAUGAUUAUAAGAAAUUUCUUUCCUAUAAUUAUUUGAAUACAAAAAACCAAAAACAAAACAAAAAAAUCAUUAAAGCAGAAAAACAAGGAUACAAUUGAAGUCAUAUACAUCCUUUUUUAAUAUAUCUUUUAGCAGUAUGUUCUGCUGAUUUCAGUUUAUACUCUUAUAAAAUUUAAUGAGAAUUAUCAUUGACAAAUAAUGGGAAUUACGGAAUUUGUGACCCUGGACCACAAAACCAGUCAUAAUUCUCAUGGGUAUACUUAGCUAUUAUGGCAAUAGCCAACAAUACAUUGUAUGGGUCAAAAUUAUCGAUUUUUCUUUUAUGCCAAAAAUCAUUAGGAUAUUAAGUAAAGAUCAUGUUCCAUGAAGAUAUUUAAAUUAUUUUUUGUGAGUAGAUAUGCAUUGCUAAGGACUUCAUUUGGACAUCUUUAAAGGCAGAUUUUUUUUUUUUUUUUUUUUUUGCACCCUCAGAUUCCAGAUUUUCAAUAGUUCCAGAUAUUCCAAUAGUUGUAUCGUGGCCAAAUAUUGUCCUGUCCUAACAAACCAUAAAAUAAUGGAUGGUGUAUAAAUCUCAAUUUCAAAAAAUGUACCCUUAUGACUGGUUUUGUGGUCCAGGGUCACAUUUAAGGGGGAAAAAUGUCUCAAUGCUCUACAUAUGUACAGUGCUGGGCAUUAACUGAUUUUAUGUAAUCUGGAUUACAUAAUCAGAUUCCAAAAAUCACUUGUAGUCCAAAAUUACAAGUACUCCGAAAAGUACUUUUAAAAUGCUCCUAUUUAAAACAGAUUAAAGCUAUUUUUUUAUUGAUUUAUAUAUUAUAAACGCAGUACAUUAUUCAUAAUUUAUUGAUAUUUCCCUAUUUUACAUGUCUCUUUAGAUUAUGCAGGAAAACAAAUAAAAUGUAGAUUUUCUUUUUAUUGUUUUUAUUUUAAAGUGAUUUAUUGCCUUAUUUUACAUCAUUAUGAUUUAAUUAAGUAUUAGAUUUUCAUCAACUCACGAACCCCUAAAGCACUUUGUUGUAGAAAGUUUUAUAUUUCUGUUUGUAUUUUUAUGUCUUAAUGAGGUACAAAAUAAUCUUAUUCAAAUCUAUAUGAUACAUGAGUUAGGUCAAAAGUAAUCUAAAACUAAUCAAAUAGUGGUCACAUUAUAUUACCUAAAAUGUGUAAUCCUAAAAGAUUACGUCACUAACUACAAUUUCUGUCAUGAAAUUUGUAAUCAGUAAAGCACUACAAUUUGUAAGUAAUCUACCCAGCACUGUGUGUAUAUAAUUUUGAGGUAAAAUGUGACCUGGUCAUGUUUUAGUGAUAUUUACUCAGACUUUAAUACUUAACUGAAAUGUGCAUGUUCACUAUAGGUUCUAACAUGUCUUGAGGCUUAUAGGUAUUUUAACUCCUUGAACUAUCCAGAUGUUACAGUAAGUCAGAGAUUUAAAACUAGAUUUCACAGACUAGAUUUUGAUGCUCAAGACUCGCAUAGAUUGACACUCCUAUCUGGUACAAUGAUAGACAGUUACAGUAGACACAAUACGAGAGUAGGAGAGAGACCGGUAGACGGAUAACGUGUGUCCGAGCUGUGAGGGGUCCACUGAUUCCGAUCUCUCCAGACAUUUCCUCAUCUUGGAUAAGAUGGAUCACUCUUUGUGUCUAGGGCAAACUAUAUUGUUGGUUGAAAUGUUGAAUAUUUCCCAGAAUAAACCAUAUACAGCUACACUGAAUCGACUAAAUUAUAUUUUAUGUCUAGGUCAGAGAAAUUCAUAUGCUUUUAAAAAGCUACAUUUUUAGUAAAUGGUAAUAAUUUCAUAUGUAAACUGUUACAGGUGCCUUAACAAAAGCAAAUCUAGGUCACUGCCGUUUAGUCACUCAGAAAUUAAGCUAUAAAGCAAUGCAGUAUACUAAUUACUUGAAUUUUCAGAUGUUAAUGCCAGUGGAGGAAAUGGUAAUCUUGUAAUCUGUAGUUUUCUCAAAGUAGUGCAGCCAUAAUGAUGAUGAUGAUGUUUCAGUGAGAGUUGUGCUUUUGAAUGUGCAGAGAGUGCUGGUACAUGUAUGUCUGUCUAAUACCUACUACUAUGAUGGUCAUUCACCAGACUGAGACCCCAUGAACCCAUUACGGCUUUUGAAUUUCGAAUGUUACUGCCCUUAUGUGCUCGAUUUGGUUUUAUGCUUAUUCUCCAACUUUAAAGACAACAUUUGGAUGCUGAUACAUAAAUUAGGCUGAUACAUAAAUUAAAAAGUAAGCAAGUACGUACAGUACAUAUUUUAAUAUGCUAAAUGUAUAUUGACAUUAUUAUAAUACUGUUAAUAUGAUUAUUGUUGACAUUACUGUAUGGGAAAUUUUACCCAAUAAGUUGUAUCUCUGCACUGAUAUCUUAUUAAAGCAUAUCAAUCUUC